GCUCGAUGGUAGUGACAGUUGUUGAUGGUGCACCAUGGCGGCGGCUUCCAGUCCGGUAGACCGAGAUCAGGCGGUUAAAGCCUCCGCGUCCGGAGCCUCGGUGUUCGACCUGUCCGAUCCUCCCGUUAUAGAGGGGUUCAGUCCUCUCCACCGGCCUAAAGAAGAGGGCUUCAGAGAUAAAUUCAUCCGCAAAACUAAAGAGAACCCGUUUGUACCUAUCGGUUGUCUGGGCACGGCUGGAGCGCUCAUCUACGGACUCCGUGCCUUCAAACAGGGCAAGACGCGCCAGUCCCAGCUGCUCAUGCGCACCCGCAUCUUUGCCCAGGGAUUCACCGUCGUGGCCAUUAUAGUGGGCGUAGCUGCUGCAGCACUGAAGCCCAAACAGUGAGAUGGAGGAAGAGUGAAUCGAGUUACAGCCCUGUUACUCGUGCCUGACAUGAGAGAUCGCUACAGACGGAUUAAAUAGUGGAAUAGUUUUGCUUGUCAUCACUUUAAGCCUUAUGUUCUUAUGUUAUAUUGUAAUGGAGUGGUCGGAGGAACCCUAGAGGUUUAAAUAAGUGUUUCAUUUAAUGAGACGCGCUAUGGAAAGGAUACACAGUAUCCGAGAGGCACUGUGUGAAUUUACUCUCUAUUAAAAGAUUUGUUUUCUCUAUAA
Messenger RNA from Trichomycterus rosablanca, 655 nucleotides. RefSeq names its product HIG1 hypoxia inducible domain family, member 2A (gene higd2a). The record is from RefSeq and is a predicted model, not a curated record. Bases 35 to 388 code for a protein of 117 amino acids. Lineage: Eukaryota; Metazoa; Chordata; Actinopteri; Siluriformes; Trichomycteridae. Gene Ontology annotation, cellular component: mitochondrion. Gene Ontology annotation, biological process: mitochondrial respirasome assembly. The transcript has 2 exons.